Molecule: messenger RNA, 548 nt
Organism: Ilex paraguariensis (yerba mate)
Lineage: Eukaryota; Viridiplantae; Streptophyta; Magnoliopsida; Aquifoliales; Aquifoliaceae
Source: the annotation of a GenBank genome assembly
AUGCAGGGUCGACGAAAAAUUGUUACUAUAAAAGCUCAAGAUAGUCUAGCUUUUGAACCUGAUGAAGAAAUUCAUGAAGAAGAAGCAGUCUGUAAAUUUUGCUUUGACAUAUUGGUGGAUGGAAAUUUGGUCAAGUUAAAAUGCAGUUGCAAAAACACCCUCGCCCAUAGCGCAUGUGCAUCUAACCAAUUUAGAUCGAGGGGAAACAAUGAGUGUGAAGUUUGUGACCAGGAGGUCGAAGAGGUACCUGUAACUUUGCUAAGGGUGCCUGUUCCUGCUAGGGAUAAUGAGCCAAAAGAAAGCNUCGCCCAUAGCGCAUGUGCAUCUAACCAAUUUAGAUCGAGGGGAAACAAUGAGUGUGAAGUUUGUGACCAGGAGGUCGAAGAGGUACCUGUAACUUUGCUAAGGGUGCCUGUUCCUGAUAGGGAUAAUGAGCCAAAGGAAAUCUGGACAGCAAAAUUGAAAAGGGUGCCUGUUCCUGAUAGGGAUAAUGAGCCAAAGGAAAUCUGGACAGCAAAAUUGAAAAGGAAAGUGAGACUAGAGCCUGA